AUGCAACUGUAUGAUCUCCAACCACUCCAAUUGGGAGAUAUGGUCUUCUCAACCACUGCUCCGCAUGAAACAAUGUGCAAUUGCCUUGAGCGCAUUAUGGAAUCUGCUAGGUAUUCUUCUGGUGUCAUCAUUAAUACCUUCAGUGAGCUUGAAGGUGCCGACCUGCAAAAGAUCAUCCAUGGUGUAGGUGUCCCAGUGUAUGCGGUUGGUCCGCUUCACAAGAUAUCUUCAGGUGCCCAGAGCAGCCUAUUGGAUGCCGAUAAAACUUGUUUGAAUUGGCUGGACAAGCAGGAGGCGAAGUCCGUUCUAUUCGUGAGCCUUGGGAGCUUGGCAUCCAUGACCCAUGAAGAGCUCGUGGAGACCGCAUGGGGCUUAGCCAAUAGCUGCAUGCCAUUUCUUUGGGUGAUUAGGAAAAACUUGGUUCAGUGUUCAAGGAAGGUAGGCCUACUUGAAGGCUUUGAGGAGGUAACACGCGGUAGGGGAAUGGUGGUGAGCUGGGCCCCUCAACAAGAAGUCCUUGGGCACCAAGCGGUUGGUGGCUUUUGGACCCAUAACGGCUGGAACUCGACGUUGGAAAGCAUAUGUGAGGGUGUUCCAAUGAUAUGUAGACCCCAUUUUGCCGAUCAGAUGAUUAAUGCUAGGUAUGUCCAAGAAUUCUGGAAGAUAGGAUUUCAGUUAGAGGGAAAGUCGGAGAGGGGGAAGAUUGAGACGAGUGUUAGAAAGUUGUUUUGCCAGGAAGAAGGUAGAGACAUGAGGCAUAGGGCAAAUGAUCUCAAGGACAAAGCAACCCAGUGUAUGAAGAAAGGAGGCUCUUCAAAAACUAGAAUCAAUUUGUUAGUGAAUUUUAUAAUGUCAUUACCUUCUUCCAUUUAG
This is a messenger RNA of Triticum aestivum (bread wheat), 873 nucleotides long. RefSeq names its product UDP-glucose iridoid glucosyltransferase-like. The coding region runs from base 1 to 873 and encodes 290 amino acids. Lineage: Eukaryota; Viridiplantae; Streptophyta; Magnoliopsida; Poales; Poaceae. The record is from RefSeq and is a predicted model, not a curated record. Gene Ontology annotation, molecular function: UDP-glycosyltransferase activity. The transcript has a single exon.